AUGACGUCGGUCAUAUUCGGAGCGGCCUGUUCAUCGAGCGCGGCGCUGUUCAUUAGAAAUAAGAAUGCCAAAGAUUACAGACAUCGAUAUCCAGAAGCCGCGCGGGCAAUAAAAAGCGCUGCAUUCUGCACUGAGGGGGAGCUGCACACGUUCACCGACGCCAGCGAGAAGGCCUACGCGUGUGCAGUCUAUUGGCGUCAGAAGACAGACGAGAGCACCUACCGCGUCACGCUUCUAGCAGGGAAAGCCAGGGUGACCCCACUGAGACCAGUCUCCAUCCCAAGGCUGGAGCUGCAAGCUGCGCUGCUGGGGACAAGGAUGGCGCAGGCGAUAGCGGACGAAUUGGACAUCGCAGUCGGUGUAAGGACGUACUGGACUGACUCCAGUACAGUCCUGACAUGGAUAAAGACCGACCUACGCACAUUCAAACCUUUCGUCGCGCACCGACUCGCCGAGAUAGAAGAGUCAACGAAGCCCCAAGAAUGGCGAUGGGUGCCUGGCUCGCAAAACCCAGCAGACGACGCAACUAGAGAGGCGCCGGCGGAUUUCGACCACACGCAUCGGUGGUUUAAUGGACCCGAGUUCCUGUCGUGGGAUGAAUCGCGCUGGCCCAAGCCGCGAACCUUCAAGCAAGAACCGUCUGGAGAAGAGAAAGAGGCCUACCUGGUCGCCACGGCGAGGACCGCUGACGCUCGACCCACGCCCGAUCCGCACAGAUUCUCGAGCUGGGUCAAGUUAUUGAGAGCAACAGCCAGGGUCCUCCAAUUUAUCGAGCUGUGUCGACCCCGGAAGGAGAGCGCCUGCGUGUCCAGACAAUCAAAGCAGCAAGAUCCCACGUGGAGGACGACACGAACGAAGCAACCCCGAUCCACAUGGAAGUUAAGGACCCCGGAAGCACCUACAGAAGCAUGGCUGCCGCUUGAUCCGCCCCACUUGAAGAAGGCGGAGAAGAUCCUACUGAGAAGCAGCCAAGGAGAGAGCUUCGGUGAAAAAGAUCCCGAACGUCACCCCAAGUUGCGACGGCUCGACGUCGUGAUGGAAGAUGGCUUGUUGCGCCUGCGCGGACGUAUCGACGCAGCGCAAUACAUAGAUGCAGGCUGCAAGCGACCGAUCGUGCUGGACGGGAAGCACGUGAUAGCGAGAUUAUUGAUCAAACACUAUCACGAGGCGUUCCAGCAUGGUAACCACGCAACGGUGAUGAACGAGGUGCGGCAGCGCUACUGGAUCCUAGGUCUAAGAUCGAUCAUUCGAGCGACGGCCGUCCGAUGCCAGUGGUGCAAGGUCUAUCGGAGUACACCACGACUACCGCCCACCGGAGACCUGCCGAUAGAGCGGCUACGACAUGGAGAGCCGCCGUUCACCUGUGCUGCCGUCGAUUACUUCGGGCCCAUGACGGUGACUGUAGGACGACGUCACGAGAAGAGGUGGGGUGUGCUGUUCACAUGCCUCACCACGAGAGCAGUCCACAUGGAGCUAGAAGCGUCACUGACGGCAGACUCAAUGCUGUUAGCGCUGCGCAGGAUGGCCGCCCGACGAGGAAUGCCCAAAGUCAUUUACAGCGACAAUGGGACUAACUUCGUCGGCGCUAACAAGGAGCUCAAGCAGGUAAUCGAGAAUGCAAGGGAAGCAGACGUCGUGUCACGGGCCGCUCAGAUGAACAUAAAAUGGAAGUUCAUCCCGCCAGGAGCGCCGAACAUGGGAGGCGCAUGGGAACGUUUGGUGCGGUCCGUGAAGACCGCGCUGGCGGUCACACUGAAGGAAAGACACCCGAGGGAAGAAGUUCUGCACACUCUUCUGUUGGAGGCGGAGCACGUCGUCAACUCGCGACCGCUCGUCGCCAGGGAAGAGAGGAGGUCCUGCGGAGCUCCGAGCAUCGGCGACUACAGAGACGAAGACCUGACCGGUAAAAGGACAUGGAGAGUGGCGCAGCGUAUGGCAGACCACUUCUGGAGUAGGUGGGUCAAGGAAUACCUGCCUACGCUGCUGCCCAGGAAGAUCGACGGGAGAGCAGCUGGCGAGGACUUGCAGUGUGGGGAUACCGUCCUCAUAGUGGACUCCACGCUGCCACGCAACACAUGGCCGCACGGGCAAGUUGUCCACACCUACCCAGGCCCCGACAACCGUGUACGAACCGUCGACGUCAGAACGAGCGGCGGUCUGCUUAAGAGACCUGCCUCCAAGAUGAUCCUGCUGGUGCCUGCAACGAGCGACGAGCCCCGCCCAUAG
Molecule: messenger RNA, 2226 nt
Organism: Bombyx mori (domestic silkworm)
Lineage: Eukaryota; Metazoa; Arthropoda; Insecta; Lepidoptera; Bombycidae
Exons: 3
Coding region: 1-2226 (741 amino acids)
Biological process (GO): DNA integration
Molecular function (GO): nucleic acid binding
Source: RefSeq, a predicted model, not a curated record